AUGCCAAGAAACACAAGCCAUGUUAACACGCGGGUUGUCGCGGCGGUCCCGCACAGCUCUCAUGAUAUGGUUGUCCAUAAUCCUCGUAACGCAGUUGUUACAGAGGCCUUGGAUAGCUCGUAUCAUCAUAAUAUGGCUGCUGCAGUCGGUCCCUAUGGUCUCAUAGAAGUUGGAGGUGACCUUCGAAAGGGCGACUACGAAUUGUCAAACUACCACAAAAAGACUUUGAGUUCCUGUCUCCAGAAGGAAGUUCAUGAACACAACCAUACUCGUUCAAAGCUUCAGGAUAUGCAAGCAGCUUUUAUCGCUGCAGAAGGUCACGCUUCCAGCCUUAAUAUCUAUUCAUCAGAGCUUUAUGAAAGCAACAAAGAUCUCCAAAAGAGGACCAAUAUCGCAGAAGAGGCUUUACAUGUCAGUCAGAUGCAACUCACCGGCUCUCAGCAGAAAAUUUGCGCUCUCGAGCGAGCCUUAAAUCUCUGUCAAAUGAAGGUAGCGGAAUCUCAGUUAUUGUCUACGGAACACCCUGAGAGAGACCAAAUCAUGCUUACAAUUCCUUUGGAUAUCAAAGGCAGAAGUUGCGCUUGUACUGGCAGGGACAUUCGAGAAGUGCUCAACUUCAGGUUGAAACUCCCUCUCGAAGUGGAUGAUGGAAAAUGCGUGUGUGAAGGUGGAUCUGGACCCACAAUACAUGAGGUACAUCAACCAACAUUAGUCCAGUUGGGAACAAGUGUAGACAAUAGGCAUCGAAGAAGUACGUCAAAACAUGGCCAAAUCAGCCCCUUAUGGUUAAAUGGAGAUCCUGGAGAUAUGACAAGAGAGGUCACGGGUAACUCUAGUGUGGAGAAUAUCCAUACACUCCACGCUCAGAGAAUUGACCUUGUCAACCAUACUUUCCAAACUUCGAAGAACGAUUCUAAUAAUCGAAACUCCGCCGCAACAGAUGUCAACUCUGGAGAGAUAAUCGAGCAUGUCAUGCCGAGAGAUGAUUCGACAAACCCUGAACUCACCGUGGGUGCUAGGUCAACUUCCAUCCAUGAUGAUCAAACUCUCCCAAAAACUCCGAAGAGCAAAUUGCCGGAUGUUGAGUUUAUUGAGGAAGUUCAUCAAGGAAAUGAUACACCAACAAUUCAACACAACUUGGGCAUGGACGACCUCGCUCUAGCAACUACCAGCGAUUGCAAUGAUCUUUCAAAAGCCCCGGAGACCAAGUUAGAUCGGGUGAGUAUUACGUCAAUGCUCCAGGCUAACGAGCACAAUGAUCGUUCUGCCUCAGCGACCGACUGUAAUCAUGCGGAGAAUAGAAGAAAUAAGCGAAAGCUGUCAACAAUUAGCGAUGUAAUGACUUGGUGCACCUCUCAAUCAAAAAGGUCUAGACUAUAG
Molecule: messenger RNA, 1380 nt
Organism: Botrytis porri
Lineage: Eukaryota; Fungi; Ascomycota; Leotiomycetes; Helotiales; Sclerotiniaceae
Exons: 3
Coding region: 1-1380 (459 amino acids)
Source: RefSeq, a predicted model, not a curated record